AUGUCCAAUUAUAAGCCCAAUCCCCCCUCCCGCUGCCACGCCGACGCGGACGACCUGCGCGCCGACGCGGACGACCUGCGCGCCGACGCGGACGACCGGCGCGCGGCCGCGAACGACCUGCGCGCCGACGCGGACGGCCAGCGCGGCGCCGUCAACGACCUGCGCGCCGACGCGGACGGUCAGCGCGGCGCCGUCCACGACCUGCGCGCCGACGCGGACGAUCAGCGCGACGCCACGAACGCCCCGAGCUGA
Molecule: messenger RNA, 252 nt
Organism: Closterium sp. Naga37s-1
Lineage: Eukaryota; Viridiplantae; Streptophyta; Zygnematophyceae; Desmidiales; Closteriaceae
Source: the annotation of a GenBank genome assembly